Molecule: messenger RNA, 1446 nt
Organism: Apiotrichum porosum
Lineage: Eukaryota; Fungi; Basidiomycota; Tremellomycetes; Trichosporonales; Trichosporonaceae
Exons: 2
Coding region: 1-1446 (481 amino acids)
Source: RefSeq, a predicted model, not a curated record
AUGCCGCUCGUGCCGCGCACCGACGGCAAACCGUCACUCGACGCCAAUGCGUUCCCGCAUCUCAUGGACCUGAUCGUGUCCUAUGCGCCUCGCCACGCCCUUUUGGCACUAAGGGGCACGUCAAAGACGUACUGUGACUCCGCCCACAAGCUCAUCUUUCGCCACGUCGUCGUCACCCACAGCGACAAGGGAAACUGGCAAGAGUGGCAACACGGCAUCCUCAAGGUCGUUGCGCCUGGUGGGAGCCGUCUGCCGGGACUCCAGUCGGUCGUGCGGGACGGGGUAUGGGUGAAACGCCUGCAGACGUAUACCGUCAUUGCCGACCUCCUCGAGUACCAGUAUUACUCUGACUGGUUGACUGCAGGCCUCAAGAACGUACCGUUGACUCGCCGCCACCACAUAGUCUUGCCAAACUUUUACGACCUACAUUUCCGCCCUUUCAGCCGCGAAACCCACGCUCCGGAUGCCAAAGUGAGUCUCGAGUUUGUGACCCUCACCAACCAGUAUGGGUGGUCCAACGCUCCUCGGCAGCGGGUAUGGCCCGAUCAAGGAUUCACCCACUUCUCUUCUGCUCGGACCAAUGUCGUGACUAUACGUUAUGACCCUCGCCACCCCAGGAUCGGACUUUGCGAGUACCACCUGCAGAUGAGUUUCAGGAGUUCCAGAAACCUGUGGUACACGCACUCUCGGGUCAAGCAUGUGGUCGUUAUCUUUAUGCCUACAGAGCAAGGAGAUGGUCCACCAGCGUACGUCCCCGAGGGUGCGUGCCAGGACGAUCGUCGGGGGAUCGACGGUGUUACCUGCGACUAUGGUUUCCUCCAGCCACUUCUCAGCUGGCUAGUCUACUUUGUAGAGUACACUCGUGGCCUUACUUUGGACUUGGUCGGGGUCACUGAGAUUCAGAGGGAGAGCAUGAACCUGCCCCGUGACACCACUGCAGCCGAGAUCCGCCGCAUCGUCCUUGACUCGGUCCUUGCCGCCCAUCACACUCGGCACCUGGGGACGGGCGACCGAUACCUGCUCGACGUUGACUGGGACUUUGCUCAAAAUCAACCACAAGCCACUGGCACGCUGCGUUUCUACACUUUGGACGAGUAUCGCCACAAACUCGGCCACGACCGCUUCACCCUGUACACCCAGGACCCCAGCUCCCGCUCACCAAACCCCGCCACCGUGACUGUGGUCGACGACCGUGGCCUCGUCGUCACGUCGCUCUCAGCGGACGAGUACGCUACUCUCCGCGUCAUCAACCCCAAUGUCCCUGUCAUGGUCACCACGCGGGGCAGCCAGGAAUACCAGUGCACAACGAAACACCACUUGGCCCAAGUCGAGCAAGCGCAGUACUGCGCCGCGAACGGACUUGACCCCCGCGUCGCCCGGCGCACGGGGAGGGUUCACAAGAGACGCAAGAUCGUAGGACAGAACAUCACUACAUGCCACGAUUGA